AUGAAAGCUCCUGUUGAAAUGGUUGCUGCUGCUACUGGGAGUUACUCAUCUUUUCAGGUGCCACUGCAUGGGUCUGUGGCGCAACUCAAUGUUCCAGUCCAAGUGGAAAGUUCUGUUGCAGAGUAUCAACAAGAGGAAUCAGAUCUCCCAGCUCAAAUAGAGGUAGCCGCAGCUGACUCUGAGUUCAGGCAGAAGUCGAGGGCUUUGGAGUCGAAGGAGCUACAAUACCAUCCUCGAAGGUCACAUCAGAAUUAUAGAGGUGGCCGGGGUGGGCGAGUCAGUGGAAGGGGUGGCUAUCUGAAUGGCCAGAGCCAAUUCUAUGGCCAGCCUAGCAAUUAUAAUUCAGGGAACUAUAACUACCGAGGAAGCGGUGGCAGGGGUGGUAAUUCCAACUACCAUGCUACCAUUGGUUAUGCUGGCCAUGUUCAAGCAGAGUCAUGA
This is a messenger RNA of Fraxinus pennsylvanica, 441 nucleotides long. The record is from the annotation of a GenBank genome assembly. Lineage: Eukaryota; Viridiplantae; Streptophyta; Magnoliopsida; Lamiales; Oleaceae.